GUCGGAGCUCACUUCCUGGAGACGGUUGUUCGACAGUUUGACGAAGUGUACAAGAACCCUUCGGAAACCAAGGAGUGCGACAACCUGAUCUCCAUCAUCUGCCACCUAUACAACUUCCAGGUGGUUCACUCGGUGCUCGUUUUCGAUAUCCUCAAACACCUGGUGGGAGACUUCAGGGAGAAGGACAUCGAGCUGGUUCUUCUCGUGCUGAGGAACGUCGGCUUCGCUCUGAGGAAAGACGACGCUCUGGCCCUCAAAGAGCUCAUCUGUGAGGGACAGAGAAAAGCUGGAGAAGUGGGGACAAAGUUCCAGGAUCAGACCAGGGUGCGCUUCAUGCUGGAGACCAUGCUCGCUCUGAAGAACAACGACAUGAGGAAAAUCCCCGGAUACGAUCCUGAACCCAUGGAGAAACUGAGGAAGCUGCAGAGGACUCUGGUGCAGCGCCGAGCAGGAGGCAGUGACAUGAAGCUGAGGGUCUCUCUGGAUAAUCUCCUGGCAGCAGAUCAGAUCGGGCGAUGGUGGAUCGUCGGGUCCUCGUGGAGCGGAGCGCCGAUGAUCGGAGAGCAAAACGCCUCCAAAGAGACUGAAGGAAAGUUCAGCGCUAAAGUCUUGGACCUGGCGAGGAAACAGAGGAUGAACACUGAAGUCAGGAGGAACAUCUUCUGUGUGGUGAUGACCAGCGAGGACUUCAUGGAUGCUUUUGAGAAACUGAUCAGGAUGGGUCUGAAGGACAAGCAGGAGAGAGAGAUCGUUAACGUGCUGAUGGACUGCUGUCUGCAGGAGAAAACAUUCAACGGUUAUUACGCCGUGCUGGGAGAGAAAUUCUGUUCUCACGACCGACGAUUCCAGAUGACGUUCCAGUUCAGCCUGUGGGAUAAGUUCAGAGAUCUGUCCAGUCUUCCCAGCAGCACUUUCUCCAACCUGGUGCAGCUGGUCUCUCACUUCCUGCAGAAGAAGUGCCUCUCGCUCUCCAUUCUCAAAGUGAUAGAGUUUGGGGAGCUGGAUAAAGCCACGGUGCGAUUCCUGCGUCAGCUGCUCACCAAACUGCUGAAAGAAAUGGAGCCUGAGGAGCUAGUCAGCGUAUUUGGAAGGAUCUCAGGAAUUCCCAAACUAGGAAUGCUGCGGGAGGGCUUGAAGCUUUUUAUCAGCCACUUCCUGCUGAAGAGCAUCAGGAACCAAGGAGCAGCUGAGCAAGCAGAGGAGCUGACGGAGAGAGCCAAGGUCGCAUCCAGGGCCAUGGAGGCCAAGGAGGUCAAGCUCAAACUGUAACACACACACACACACACACACACACACACACACACACACACACACGAAACUCCAGAAACUCCAGGAGCACGACUGUGGAACCGAAGAAGGACUUGUGUCGUUUCUAGUAGUUAGUCUAGUUACACUCUUACUCAAAACAAAACCUAUUACACACACACUCACACACACACACUCACACACACACACACUCACACACAUCCUCACACACACACACUCACCAGAAACUCCAGGAGCACGACUGUGGAACAGAAGAAGGACUUGUCAUUUCCUUGUAGUUAGAGUCUAGUUACUCAUACUCAAAAUAAAAACUAUGGUACAUUACACUCACACACACACACACACACACACACGAAGGACUUGUGUGUCGUUUCCUUGUACAUAAUUCUAACCAUUCAUUAAGAAGUGGGCUUUAGAGACGCAGCAGUCCUCACCCAUUUGAUUUGAACAUGUUGCCUCUUGAUUCAGAUUUAUUAUCCUGCAAUAAAUGGCUGUUUAUGACAAUUUGAAAGCUGUUUUACCCCAAACUCAUUGUCCAUAAUGGUGCUUGUAUAUAUGGAGUGAAAGCUUCAAUAAAUAUCAAACAUAUUCCCUAAA
Molecule: messenger RNA, 1863 nt
Organism: Gymnodraco acuticeps
Lineage: Eukaryota; Metazoa; Chordata; Actinopteri; Perciformes; Bathydraconidae
Gene: nom1
Product: nucleolar protein with MIF4G domain 1
Biological process (GO): ribosomal small subunit biogenesis
Cellular component (GO): nucleolus
Molecular function (GO): RNA binding; protein binding
Source: RefSeq, a predicted model, not a curated record